AUGUCCUUCCUCUCGUCGUGCUGCGGCUUUGGCCGCAAGCGAGGUGGUGAAGAGACCACCCCCCUCCUCCCUCGUUAUGAAGACGACACUGCCCGUGAAAGAGCUGUCCACCAGAAGCUACAUACUUAUCAGAUGCUGAGAGCUCUGUCCAAAGGAUACAUGCCAUCCAACGAGCAGACCAUCGUCAAUCUCCGCACCUUGCUCGCUUCGGACGUUCUCAACCCAAACAGUACAGACUUGAGUGACUCGGGCCGGCUGUUGAUUCGAAACUGUCGAACUUGGUUGAAGCUUUUCAUUGAGCUGCUUCAACACAAGAAUAGCCAAGAUCAGAUCCAAGACUUCAUCUGGAAUCUCACGAAAUCCCGAGUGUCGCUUGAUAUCAACGAUAUCUCUCAUUCCGCAUCCAAGGUCAAAGCCCGUGCCGACGCUCAGGCUGCCUACGAUAGCUUCCGCACAGUUGGAAGCCUAUUGCUUGCGAACUCGGACUUCAGACUCUUUGUCAAUGAUGUUGCUACGGUCGGACGACAGGUUCUGGCAGAUACGGCCUUUUCCUUGUCAUCAGCAGCAAAAGAGACGGGCAAGCAACUCCAGCUUUCUGAGGAAGAACAAAGCGCUGUCGCCGAACCUGGAGCGGAUGAAGACACCCUGCCCACCAAAGACGAGCUUGAACAAAAUGCGGAAGAGACCACAAAAGUCAUUGGCACGCAGGCUGCGAAAGUUGGCAAGGACACAAUCGAGAGUGCGAAGGAGCAGUUCUCCGGGUCCCAACGCGAGACACUGCUUCAUCGGAUCAAGCAAGUAGUUGUCAAUCUGAGGACCCGGACGGACUACCACGACUCUGUAUCCACGUUGGCCAAGUUGAUCAAGAGAUAUGCAGUUGCGUAUUCUCGCGUUGCUGAUGCCACCCUGGCUACCGCUCAAGAUGAUAUCGAGACCAACCCAGCUUUGGACCGUGCAGUCCGCAACUUCUGGGACUUCCUCGGCAGCUUCGGUGAUCGAGAAGCCUGGGUUCAGUUGGAACAAGACUUCAACAAAGUCCUAAGCCACGCCCAGUCUGACCCACAAUUCGAGAAUUUCAUGGUAGACGUCGGCAACACUGUCCAACGCAUGUUGACGGACCCGGACUUCUUCGACAACGCUGACAAGAAGAUCGAAGAGUUGAAAGAAAAGUCCGCCAAACUGGGCAAUGACUCGGAUUUCCGCACCGACUUUGACCAGCUGCUUCGACAAGCUCAGGUCACCAUAACCGCGAUCAUGGAGGACAAGGACAUCAAUGGCCUGAUGCUGGCAACCCGACGGAUCUAUGAUAUUGUGUCUCCACCCAACAGAAUCACCAACCCAGAUCUCAUCACGGACGCAAUCCACAUCUUCCUCCCAUUGUUGAUCCGUAGCGUGCAAUACAUACCAAUUCCUCGGGUUGAAGUCUCUGUCCCCGAGAUGGAUCUUCUGCUCGAGAACCUGGUGCUUGAACCUGGCCGCAACGUCAACUCGAGCUCGUUCCUUCCUUAUCGACUCUUGGUUUCCACCAAGAAUGAUCUGGAAAUUCGCAAAGCACAUUCCAAGAAAACGGUCUCGAGAACCCAGUCUCUCGUGACUAUCACCAUCAACGGUCUCAGUGUUGCGGCGCAGGAUCUUGGCUUCUGGAUUCGCGGCCACGCCGGCCUGGUGCAUUUCGCGGAUGAAGGCAUUGCAAGUUUCUACCUGGACGAGCGAGGCAUUGACAUUACUCUGGACCUUGAGAUCGGACGUGAGAAGCUGGAACAGAUCCUCACCCUUCGUGGUGUCAAAGUUCAUAUCCACAAACUCGACUACAAGUUGCGUAAGUCCAAGCUGUCUUGGCUGGGCUGGCUGUUCAAGCCAUUGUUGAAACACCUGGUUCGCCGGUCGCUGGAGAAGGCUCUUGCCGAGAAUAUUGCCAACGCCCUUCGUGCCGCCAACCGCGAGUUGGUGUAUGCUCGAGAAAGACUCCGCGCCACCCGCAUUGCUGAUCCGCAGGAUGUGAUGACUUUCGUGAAGGCGGUCAUGGCACGGCUGACACCUGAAGAAGACCCGGAUCUGUAUACCCGAGUGGGCGUGGAUGCACCUAAGCGAGGUGUCUUCAAAGGUGUCUACACGCCUGGAAGUGUGGUCAAGCUCUGGCACGAGGAAGCCAUGAGAGCAGAGGAGAUAGUGCAGGACGGGGAGGAGAGGGGAGGCGGCUGGCGCAACGACAUUUUCGAUGUGCCGGUGUAUUGA
This is a messenger RNA of Capronia coronata CBS 617.96, 2235 nucleotides long. RefSeq lists its product as uncharacterized. Bases 1 to 2235 code for a protein of 744 amino acids. The record is from RefSeq and is a predicted model, not a curated record. Gene Ontology annotation, molecular function: lipid binding. The transcript has a single exon. Lineage: Eukaryota; Fungi; Ascomycota; Eurotiomycetes; Chaetothyriales; Herpotrichiellaceae.